GUCAUGAGGUUCAGAUUUGUGCUUGGACCCGGAAAAGGAUAUUGAAUUAUUGACACAAGGGGGGGUUUAUCAGCAGCUUUGUCCCGUCUCUAGUGCUUGAUGGGCUUUGUUUGAUUGGCUGCUGCUGCAGCUGCUAUGGGAUGAUAACAGAUCAGAUGUUUGAACUUUAAAUCAUGGAUCAACUCUUAAGCAUGGCCCACUCGCUUCUGGAUCUGGCCCAUUAGAAACCGCUCUCUUGAUUGCCAGAAAGAAAGAAACGUCCUGGAUCCUCAACUCAAGAUUAAAGAACCAGGUGAGGAGAGAGAGAAGCAAUCUGCACCUGAAUAGCCAGUCAUUCAUGGCUUCCAUGACUUGCACUCCCGCAUUUUUGUCUUCACCCACACAAAGAAGAUCAGCCAUCUCCUCUUUCGAUUCUUCUGUAGCUUUAUACCCAAAACCCCCAAAAUCUUGCCCCUCCACUUCGGUUCCUCAACUGGGUCUUCGUUUGUUUUCGCCAUGGAAUGGUUUGAGACAUCUGGGUAUUUCUAUUAGACAGAACUCUGUAAAAAUAGAAAUAAAGAGAAAGGGUAGAGGUAAGGUUGUCUAUGCUUCCCUUUUUGGUGUUGGAGCUCCCGAAGCUCUGGUUAUUGGAGUGGUGGCUCUGCUGGUCUUUGGUCCCAAGGGACUUGCUGAGGUAGCUCGGAAUCUAGGAAAAACUUUGCGUGCUUUCCAACCCACAAUUAGAGAGCUUCAGGUAGUCUCAAGGGAAUUCAAGAGCACUCUUGAACGGGAGAUUGGUCUGGAUGAUAUUCCAAAUUCAAUGCAGAACACAUACAGCUCCACUCCAAGCAAUGCUACAUCCACUUCAUCAAAUACCAACAGCAAGAGCUCUCAGGCUGUAGUUGAUCCCAGGAAUGUUGUCGAAGUGUUUUCUCCAUACAGUGUUACCAGUGGACUACAUUGCAAAAGCUGUAAUUACUCGUAGUUUUCAUCCAACUGAAAUUUUCUAGGUCAUUCAUGCUGCUGUAAGAAUUUGAUUUAUUUGCAUGCAUCAAAAUCUUAUCCAUUGCCAUGGGCAGAUCAUCUCAGCAGAGUAGCAGACUUACCAACCUCUGCACUUUUUACUACCCCUUCUCUCAAAUAUGCUCGUCCAUCUCAGCGGUAGUCAUUUUAUGGGUGCAAUCAUAUGUAUGCAUGUGUAUACAAACACAUUUAAAAUCACCAGAUAUUAAUUAAUCUUGCAAUUCAUGUCUUUCUUUCUUUCUUUCUUUAUCUCUUGCACUGUUACUUGGCAUAAUUGUAUUAGACAUUCAUUUGAGACAUCUCCAUUCUUUU
Molecule: messenger RNA, 1314 nt
Organism: Nelumbo nucifera (sacred lotus)
Lineage: Eukaryota; Viridiplantae; Streptophyta; Magnoliopsida; Proteales; Nelumbonaceae
Source: RefSeq, a predicted model, not a curated record